Lates calcarifer (barramundi perch) is the source of this 5640-nucleotide messenger RNA. RefSeq names its product Bardet-Biedl syndrome 9 (gene bbs9). Gene Ontology annotation, biological process: cilium assembly. Bases 122 to 3121 code for a protein of 999 amino acids. The record is from RefSeq and is a predicted model, not a curated record. Gene Ontology annotation, cellular component: BBSome; membrane. The transcript is spliced from 22 exons. NCBI's taxonomy places the organism in Eukaryota, Metazoa, Chordata, Actinopteri, Centropomidae.
AGUGCCAUGACAACAGGACGAUGGCUGCAAGCGAGAGGGUGAGAAAUGUGAUUUUUGUGUGAACGAGGAGGAACAAACCGUCGUCCUUCAACGGUCUGGCUCGUGUACGCUAAGAGGCAGCAUGUCUCUGUUCAAAGCCCGUGAUUGGUGGUCGGCAGCUCUUGGCGAAGGGGAGGAGUUUGACCAGGGAUGCCUCUGUGUCGGAGAUGUGGACAACAGUGGCACCGGACAUGACAAAGUGGUGGUAGGCAGCUACAUGGGAAUGCUGCGGAUCUUCUCCCCACAUACCAAUAAGUCCAGUGACGGAAGUGUAGCUGAUGCCCAGCUUCUGGAGGUCCAGCUUCAAAAUGCCAUCAUCCAGGUGGAAGUGGGCAAGUUUGUCUCGUGUUCAGAGCUUCUCCAUCUGGCAGUUCUUCACCCCAGGAAACUGUCCGUCUACUCUGUUUCAGGCACUGCAGGGAACGUGGAGCAUGGUGACCAGUACCAGCUGAAGUUAAUUUAUGAACACAACCUGCAAAGAACGGCCUGCAACAUGACUUAUGGCACCUUUGGAGGAGUCACAGGUCACCACUCCCUGUGUAUCCAGUCUAUGGAUGGGAUGCUGAUGUUCUUCGAGCAGGACAGUUACUCCUUCGGCAGGUUCCUCCCUGGUUUCCUGCUGCCAGGCCCGCUGGUCUACAACACCAGAACAGACAGCUUCCUCACCGUGUCCUCUGCACGCCAGCUGGAAAGCUACAAGUAUGAGACUCUGGCUGUGGCUACAGAGGCAGAGAGUCGACAGGAUCCUGACCUGCCCCUGAAGACAGGAAGCAAGAGGCUGACGCCUGACUGGACGUUUGUCCUGGGAGAACAGGCCCUGGACCUCUCUCUGCCCUCCUUCUCCCACUCCUCCUCCUCCAUCUUCGUCCUGGGUGAGAGGAACCUCUACUGUCUCCGUGACAAUGGUCAGAUCCGCUUCAUGAAGAAGCUGGAGUUCAACCCCAGCUGCUUCCUCCCCUACGCCUCAGUAACAGAUGGCACGACCAACCUGCUGCUAGGUAACCACACCAACAUGCUGCUGGUUUACCAGGAUGUGACUCUGAAGUGGGCGGCCCAGCUCUCCUUUGUACCUGUGGCUGUUCGCAUCGCCAACUUCCCGGAGUUAAAGGGAGUGGUGGUCAGUCUCAGUUCAGAUGGUCAUCUCCUAUGCUCGUACAUGGGUACAGACCCCUCCUUCUUCUCCACACCCAAGGUGGAUGCCAGGGAAGCAGACUACGAGCAGGUGGAUGCUGAGAUGAAGAAACUGCAGAAGUUCAUCAGAGAGGCCACCAGGACUCAGGAUAUUCUGCCUAAAACUGAUGCUGAGGAGGACCUGAUUGUUACAGCUACUGUGUCCUCCAGCAUGGACAGCCCAUCGCACGCUCUGAUCCAAGAUAUCGGUGGUCUGCCUGUCCCUUCAGUGACCGUACAGGUGAAGGUGAAGGCCAGUUGUGUUGUGCAGUCCUCUAAGCUGACCGUCUGUGUUCAGCCUCCUCUGGCCGUCACUCAGGACCAGUUUGUCCUCGAGCCCAUGGGCGUUGGUUCCUCUACACUUGUGGCAUUCUCAGCUUUCCUCAACGGCCGCUACCCCCCCGCCGAUCUGACCGGAGACAUCACCGUGUCCUACAGCUCGCCAACAGGAGUUCCCAGGGUUCUCCAGUCCAGGUUCAGUCUUCCUCUGGCGUUGGUGUGUGCUCUUUCCUCUCCGGCCAAAACCACCAAGUUUAAGAUCACUGUGGAUACCAAUCAGCCACCAGUCAACCUCAACUCCAUCUUCCCAGAGUUUUCAGCAAAAUCAGAAGAUAAGGACGGGAAUACUUUGGCUUUCCAGUUCCUGUCAGGAGCCAAGGUUACUGUGCUGGCCUCCAAGACCUCCCAGCGUUACCGUAUCCAGAGUGACAGUUUUGAGGACAUGUGGUUGGUGGUGAAGGAGCUGGUUCAGAGGUUCGACCAACAUUUCUCCAAGCUGGGAGUCAAGGACUUCAAGAAAAGCUUCAGUGGACCGCUUCCACUGCAGGAGUACUUCCUGUCAGUAGACCACCACUUCCAGCUGCGUGUCAGUGCUCAGCAGUACCAGGACUUGCUGUCAGAGCGAGCGGUUCAGUUCAGAGCCAUCCAGCGCCGCCUGUUGACUCGAUUCAAAGACAAAACCCCAGCACCACUGCAGAACCUGGACACACUGCUGGAUGCUACUUACAGCCAGGUGAUGGCGCUGGCGGAGGCUGCGGAGGAGAACCGGGCUCUGCUGGAGGAGGCGUUCGUCCGUCUGCGGAGCGCAACACACCUGCUAGUGCUGCUGCUGUCGCUGUGGCAGGGCCUGACCCCCGACCAGACCGCCAUCCUGGAGGCCACGCUGCUGCCGCUGCUGCAGGACACACCACAGCUGGGUUGGGAGGAGAGCUGCGACGCUGCCGUCUCCCACCUCCUGCGGAGCUGCUUGUCACGGAGCCCCAAAGACCAGGCCACGUCUCUGGCCCAGGCAGGAGGUCCUGUGCUGGGCCUCCCCCGUGACACCGCCCGCCUCAAAAAGCACAUCACCCUGCUGUGCGAUCGCAUCGGCAAGGGAGGCCGUCUGACCCUGGCAUCUGAAGCCAACGUCCAGGUCCCCGCCCAGGUCCAGAACCUGGCUGCUCCCGGAGGUGUUGAACCCAUUGCAGAGGUGGCUGGUGAUGGGGAGGAACUGGAACUUCAACAGGAAGCCGCCAAGUUCAUCAAGAAGAAACAGCCAUCUAAGAAAGCCAAGAAAGAUAAAGACUCCAAAGAGAAGAAAGAGGCAUCCAGGGAGCCGUCAGAGGCCACAGUGACAGAAGAAGCAGGAGGUGCAGAGGAGCCAGUCAAGGAGGCGAAAAAGGAAAAGAAGGAGUCUUCCAAGGAGAAGAAGGAGUCAAAGAAGGAGGCCAAAGAGCCAAAGGAAGAGGCCAAGAAAGAGUCCAAGAAGGAGUCAUCCUCCUCCAAAGAGAAGAAGGAGUCAUCAAAGGAGAAGAAGGACAAAGACAAGGAGGGGAAGGAGGCCAGCAAGGAACUGGGGGACAAGAAAGUGUCCAGGAAGUCUUCAGUGAAGGUCAAAGAGAAGAAGAAGGAGCCAGAGGCAGGAGAGGGCUGACACAACCAGUGCAAUAAGCUCACAUGAUAUGCACACAGACACAAACACAGGAUGCAUGUCUAAACAUCACACACAUAUACACACACAGGGGCUCACGCAUGUAAAUACACACGUGUAUAUACAGUGUAAACAUAUACUGUACAAGGCUACAUACACAUGCACAUAUGCAGUCUAAAUAUAUAUUUACAUGUACAUAGUAUUCAGUCAGCAAGCAGUUUCCUCCCAGACGUAUAUUUACAUCGCCUAGUAAUAGCUGACCCUCUCUCACACACACACACACACACACACACACACACUCUGCUGCUGCUCAGCCACACCACAUCCAGUCGUUUUGGUGUGAGUGCACUGAGUGACUGUGGUGAGGUCUGAGCCCAGGGAGAGCGAGGAUGAAGGCAAAAUCCUCCUCCUCCUCCUCCUCCUCCUCCUCCUCAGACAUUUCGCUGACUCUCUCCUUCCUCCUCGUCCUCUUCAUCUAGCCUCAGCAGCAGUUGAACCCACAGCCCUGCGCCUCCCUAAUCCCAGUCAGGCCCCAAACCACCCCCCCGCCCACGCUCUCGCUCCUGAAUGUGACGUCAGACCCGCCCUCUCGCCCUCUCGCCCCCUCGCGUGGCACCGGGCCUCGCCAGAGCCUCCCCCGCCUCGCCGCUAAGUAUAAACCGCCCACCGCGUCCAGCCGCCCGGCUGCUUCCGGGUAAAUCAAGGCCAUAUCCUACAUCCACCUCCACCACCACCCCCUCUGACCUCCUCCAGUCAGUUUUGUGUUUUUAAAUCUGGGACACUCAAGGACACGCGGCUGCUGAUGGACGCAAACUUGGUGCUGCGGGGUCGAACCUGAGACUGUUUUUGUACGGUGGAAACCAACAAGGCGUUCCUGGAAAAAGCAGGGUGGCAAUCAGGAGGGGAGAGGAGCCUGCAGGGCCAGUUCAACACCCGAGCUCUUUUCUGCUCAUCUUCAAGAACACGAUGAAGUGGAGGCUUGAUAUUACGCACACUACAGGACGCUUGUGUCAGUGAUAUCAGCUGCUUAUUUAAUCAGCUGCACACGACACAGUCUGAUACAAUAUGUUACUGUUAGAUGACCAUUACUAGUGCCAGAGGAAGAGCAGAGUCUCUCAGCAGAAACACACAUGUAGGUUUUAGAAUAAAAAGCUCAAGGUAAUAAAUGAUGUAAAAAGAGACAUGGUGGGAUCUCACCGUGCACAUAGGAAGUGUAGUUCCACAUACUGAAAGUUAAGGCUCAGAUUAAGGUAUCAAUAAAAGAUAUCGUAUCAGCGCUGUUAUCUAAGAGUCCAACCCCGACACAGUUUUGUUUGUGGUGUUGAAAAGAUUGAAAAAUGAUUAUAAAGUUCAACAGCAACAUUUCCCUCCUGAAACAGUGCAGCCUUUAAACAGAUUUGUUAGCCACUUUUUAAAAACAGUUUGUUCUGUGGAUUAUCGAGUUUAAGAGGGACACAGAGUUCACACAUAGUUUUGUUGUACUAUUGUACAUGCAUGGUUACAUACCAAGAGAGGGAUGAGACUAGAAUGUGUUUUGUACUUUGGGUGAACCAGCCCUUUAGAAGAGUUUUACUUGGUGAAAAAGAAAUUUACAUUCACAGAUUUGUGAGUUUACUGUAGAGUCUCAAAUGUGAUUUACAGACUCCUCGUAUAAUCAGAUUUACAGCAUAGUUUAUGUACAGAAUGUAAAAAAAAGACUUUAUUAGUGAACUUUAAAAUGAGGCAGGAACUUGAAAAUGAAAAGAUAACAGAAAGUGACAGAGAAAAGCCAUCUGAGAAGUUUUCUUCCAAGCUGAGGUCACCGCCUCUGAACAAACCGAACAAAUUCUGGUUGCAAACACUAAUUUUACAUCCUUCUUUGGCAGUUUUACAAACCAAAUCCUGUUGAUAUUGGAGAUACUGAAUUACAAACCUACAAAAUAUUUAUCUUUCCACUGUAACAUAAGACUCUGGACACACACACUAACACACACACAUAAGUUUAGGCUUUGAGCUGUAUUUCUGCCAGACUUUAAGCUUAAGACUUCAGCCAUAGAUGCUGUGCCAGCUUCACCAAUGACAAUCCCAGCAGCUCUGUGCUACAUUACAAGUCUGCUCUGCGUCUGUAUGUUCAGCUUCAGUCCUUCUGUCCACUGGGAAACUUUCCUUUAGCUGACAGAAGCAGGUUCUGUUAUUAACCCUGAUCUCUUUGGGCUGGAUUCCUUUUCUUUUUUAGUGUUUUUAGAACUGAAAUAUCAGCUCGUCCUUACAGAGUCUCCCACUGGACACAAGGUACUACAUGUAUACUGUUUAACAAUACCUUGAAUGUUUGUAAUAUAGAGUAGGUUUUGUACUGUUGUAUUAGCUGUGCAGAUGUACCAGGCUCCUGUUCUGAGUCUGCUUUUAUAGCCACAAUUCACUCUGCACUUCACAGCUACUGAUAACUCUCAUCAGUGUGCAGCCUGGAGAAGAUCCCCACCCAUGGAGUCAGAGAAUGAAAUGAACCUUAUCUAUGAAAUAUUUAGUAAUAAAAGUAAUCUACU